Messenger RNA from Penicillium roqueforti, 534 nucleotides. RefSeq lists its product as uncharacterized. The record is from RefSeq and is a predicted model, not a curated record. Bases 1 to 534 code for a protein of 177 amino acids. NCBI's taxonomy places the organism in Eukaryota, Fungi, Ascomycota, Eurotiomycetes, Eurotiales, Aspergillaceae. The transcript is spliced from 3 exons.
AUGCAAACAUCUGGUAUGAUGAAUCAGACCUCUGUGCGCCGUAACCUCUUUCAUGGGAACCUCAGCCGCCGACCUGCUUCUGUAGGACCACCUAAUGGCACAGUUCCUCAAACCCACGGCGGCCUUUCCAAUCGUCCCUCGCACCGACUGAAGCCUACAUCCUCGGACUCGGGGCCACAUACUCGACCAUUCAAAAAUGCGGAAAAUAAAGAUAUUGUGGUUCGGGACAAGAAUGGCAGCUACAAGCUUGAGAUUCCAACAUUGCCGCAGGUUCUGGUUGGAGAGGACGGCGAGGAGCUAGCUGAACUUGCACCAGAGGGUGGAAGAUUCAAUUCUUUGGAACUCAAUGGGCGUGACAAAGAUAAGUUUGAGGCAGCUCUCGUGGAGAUGAUGGUUCGGCACCGGACCAGACAAUCAAACGGUGAACCCGAUGAGAUUCUGAGUAUGGUGCAGGAAAGCCUACGCAAAAAGGUAGCAUCACUGGAUGAAGACAAUUGGAUGUUUGAGCCGGAGAAGGACUUGGUUUCUAACUAG